AUGAGAUGUCCCCUGCCACUUGCCAUAUGGUUUAGCAGGUGCCCUCAGAUGCCAACAGGCAAAGGCAGCUCAAGCAUCUCAUCCGACGUGAGUUCAAGUACAGAUCACACGCCGACCCAAGCCCAGAAGAAUGUGGCUACCAGUGAAGACUCCGACCUGAGCAUGCGCACCCUGAGCACGCCCAGCCCGGCCCUGAUAUGUCCACCGACCCUGCCCGGAUUUCAGAAUGGAAGGGGCUCGUCCACCUCCUCGUCGUCCAUCACAGGGGAGACGGUGGCCAUGGUCCACUCCCCGCCCCCGACCCGCCUCACCCACCCGCUCAUCCGGCUCGCCUCCCGACCCCAGAAGGAGCAGGCCAGCAUCGAGCGCCUCCCGGACCAGUCCAUGGUGCAGAUCUUCUCCUUCCUGCCCACCAACCAGCUGUGCCGCUGCGCGCGCGUGUGCCGCCGCUGGUACAACCUGGCCUGGGACCCGCGGCUCUGGAGGACUAUCCGCCUGACGGGCGAGACCAUCAACGUGGACCGCGCCCUCAAGGUGCUGACCCGCAGACUCUGCCAGGACACACCCAACGUCUGUCUCAUGCUGGAAACCGUAACUGUCAGUGGCUGCAGGCGGCUCACGGACCGAGGGCUUUACACGAUCGCCCAGUGCUGCCCGGAACUGCGGCGCCUGGAGGUCUCGGGCUGUUACAACAUCUCCAACGAGGCGGUCUUCGACGUGGUGUCCCUGUGCCCCAACCUGGAGCACCUGGAUGUGUCAGGGUGCUCCAAAGUGACCUGCAUCAGCUUGACCCGGGAGGCCUCCAUUAAACUGUCCCCCUUGCACGGCAAACAGAUUUCCAUCCGCUACCUGGACAUGACGGACUGCUUCGUGCUGGAGGACGAGGGCCUGCACACGAUCGCCGCGCACUGCACGCAGCUCACCCACCUGUACCUGCGCCGCUGCGUGCGCCUCACCGACGAGGGCCUGCGCUACCUGAUGGUCUACUGCGCCUCCAUCAAGGAGCUGAGCGUCAGCGACUGCCGCUUCGUCAGCGACUUCGGCCUGCGCGAGAUCGCCAAGCUCGAGUCGCGCCUGCGGUACCUCAGCAUCGCCCACUGCGGCCGCGUCACCGACGUGGGCAUCCGCUACGUGGCCAAGUACUGCGGCAAGCUGCGCUACCUCAACGCCCGGGGCUGCGAGGGCCUCACGGACCACGGCGUGGAGUACCUCGCCAAGAACUGCGCCAAGCUCAAGUCCCUGGACAUCGGCAAGUGCCCGCUGGUGUCCGACACGGGCCUGGAGUGCCUGGCCCUGAACUGCUUCAACCUCAAGCGGCUCAGCCUCAAGUCCUGCGAGAGCAUCACGGGCCAGGGCCUGCAGAUCGUGGCGGCCAACUGCUUCGACCUGCAGAUGCUCAACGUCCAGGACUGCGAGGUGUCCGUGGAGGCCCUGCGCUUCGUGAAGCGCCACUGCAAGCGCUGCGUCAUCGAGCACACCAACCCCGCCUUCUUCUGA
Puma concolor (puma) is the source of this 1497-nucleotide messenger RNA. RefSeq names its product F-box and leucine rich repeat protein 7 (gene FBXL7). Gene Ontology annotation, molecular function: protein binding. Gene Ontology annotation, biological process: SCF-dependent proteasomal ubiquitin-dependent protein catabolic process. Lineage: Eukaryota; Metazoa; Chordata; Mammalia; Carnivora; Felidae. The record is from RefSeq and is a predicted model, not a curated record. Gene Ontology annotation, cellular component: SCF ubiquitin ligase complex.